This is a messenger RNA of Blastocystis hominis, 2570 nucleotides long. RefSeq lists its product as hypothetical. Gene Ontology annotation, molecular function: microtubule binding; GTPase activity; GTP binding. The coding region runs from base 1 to 2262 and encodes 753 amino acids. NCBI's taxonomy places the organism in Eukaryota, Bigyra, Opalinata, Blastocystidae. The transcript has 4 exons. The record is from RefSeq and is a predicted model, not a curated record. Gene Ontology annotation, cellular component: membrane; microtubule; cytoplasm.
AUGAGCAAAGGUGGAAGUGAUUUUGGAAUGCAAGGACUCAUUUCGAUCAUCAACGAUAUUCAGGAUGUCUUUUCGAUCGUUGGUGGAAAUCAGAUCGAUUUGCCGCAGAUUGCCGUGGUUGGUGGCCAGAGUAGCGGAAAGAGCUCAGUUUUGGAGAACAUUGUCGGUAGAGACUUUCUCCCCCGAGGCAGCGGUAUCGUAACGCGCUGUCCCCUGGUUUUGCAGUUAGUUCGCGUAAAGGAUCUUGCAACAGAGUAUGCGGUGUUUGCCCACAAGCCCAACAAGCAGUUCUAUGAUUUUGACGAAGUCCGCGACGAAAUCGUAAGCCAAACUGAGCGCGAAACCGGAACGGGCGUCUGCGUGACCGACAAGCCCAUCAACCUCAAGAUCUAUUCUCCAAACGUGGUAAACCUGACUCUCAUCGACCUCCCCGGCAUCACGCGCAAUCCUGUCGGCGAUCAGCCUCGGAACAUCGAGGAGAUCCUGCGCAACAUGGUGGUUCGGUACAUCCGCGAGCCCUCCUGCAUCAUUAUGGCCGUCACGGCCGCGAACACCGACCUCGCCCUGAGCGAUGCGAUCCAGCUGGCGAAGGAGUACGAUCCCUCCGGCGAGCGCACCAUCGGCGUGAUCACCAAGGUGGACAUCAUGGACAAGGGCACGGACGCCAGCGACAUCUUCGACGGGCACGUGAUCCCGCUGAAGCUGGGCUACGUGGGCGUGAUCAACCGCAGCCAGAAGGACAUCAACUCGCGCAAGGACAUGCAUCUGCAGUGGGAGGACGAGCGCCGGUUCUUCCAGACCUACUACCCCGACCGGUGCAACCGCAUGGGCACGCAGUACCUCCGCGACCGGCUCAACGCGCUGCUGGUGGAGCACAUCAGCCGCUCGCUGCCCGAGAUCAUCACCAAGGUCACCGCCUACCGGCAGCAGAUCGCCGCGCAGCUCGCCGAGAUCAAGUCGGUCAACGACGGGCUCGCCGACGUCAACGCCACCGCCGUCCAGCUCUUCCUCAGCUACUCGCAGCAGCUCAAAGUGCUGCUCUUCGGCCGCGGAACCGACACCACGCAGACCGACGAGCUCUCUGGCGGCGCGCGCAUCCUCGACAUCUUCUCCCACGAGCUCACCAGCGGCAUCCAGGCGCUCAACGCGCGCGAGUGCCUCACCGUCAAGGAGAUCCGCACCGCCAUCGUGAACAACCGCGGCAUUCACGGGGGACUGUUCGCGUCGGAGAAGGCGCUGGAGGUUUUGAUCGGGCGGUGCCUGGCGCAGUUCGAGUCGCCGUGCUUCGUGUGCGUCGAGAAGGUCAAGACGGAGUUUCAGAGCGCGGUGAGCAACAUCAAGCUCCCCGAGUUCCAGUAUUUCCCGCGGCUGCGCGACGCGGUGAUUCGGGAGACGCUGGAUCUGCUGGAGGAGAAGAGUCUGAUCACGAAGGACAUGGUGCACGUGCUUCUGGAGAUGGAGAAGGCGUACAUCAACACCUCGCACGAAGCCCUGUCGUCCGACCGAAUCCAGAAGCUGCAGGGCAACGCCAUCGCGACGGCACGCGCGGUACGCUCCGAGUCGCUCGCUGAGAACGUAGAGGUUCGCGCAGCAGCUCCAUCCGAACGAUCCUCCCGAGUUCCAGGAGCCCAUGGUGCAGGGCUGGGUGUGGGUGCGCGGCGCGCGAGGCCGGCUGGACCGCAUGUACGCGAUGAUCAAGCAGCGCUCGCUGCUGUACAACGCGACGACCGCGCUGGACCGCAGCGAUCCGGGACUGAAGCAGGUGUUUUUGGAGGGCGCGUCGGCGCGCGUGCUGCACAACAACGCGGCGAUGGGCGAGUUCGAGUUCGAGGUCAGCGUGGGAGAGGAAACGCUGGUGCUGCGUGUGGAGAGCGAGGCGCAGGAGACGAACUGGAUCGCGUGGGUGAAUCUGGCGAGCAGCGAGGAUGCGUGGCGCGACACGCUCUCGAAGAUGUUCGUGCCCGAGAAGAACGAAAAGGAAGAAGAAGAAGCGGCGAAGGCGGCCGAGGAAGAGACCUCGGUGUUUCGAAAGAGCAAGGUGGGCGUGCUGCGCGAGAGCGGCGAGUGGGACGGGUACAACAAGAACGAGCAGAUUAUGAUCGAGUACAUGUCGCGACUGAUCGACACGUAUCUCGAGACGGUGAAGAAGAAUCUCAUGGACUCGCUCCCCAAGUGCAUCACGCUGUAUCUGCUCAACCGCACCGUGGAGAACGUGUACAACGCGCUUAUCUCCAAUAUCUACAACCGAAACCUCGUCCCUAGUCUGAUGGCGGUGAUGGCUUGGGAGAGAGAUCAUUCCUAGGAGGACGAGGCGCUGAUUAAGAAGCGGGAGGAUCUGCAGCGUGUGCUGAAGCUUCUCGAUAAGGCUUUGCGAAACAUGACCAGUAUGAAGAUGCAGAAGUCGCAGCCGACCGAGAUUCCGCAGCCGGGCGUCCGAAAGGAUCUCAGUCCGUGGGAGAAGGGAGCGUUCAACUCGCCUUCGGAUAUUGACUGGUCGAUGGUGCGAAGCAAGGGAUCGUUAUUUGACAAGAAGUAGUGGACUCAGUUUUUGUCCUUUGGAUUCAUGAGUC